AUUCCGUCUUUGUUUAAAUCUUUCAGUCCAUAGGGAAGAAAAGUUUCGUGCAUGUGGGUGCAUUUAACUCUGCUACACGGCGCCGGCUGGCAGAGAGGAGAAAGCACUUUUUAGAAACAGGAGGGGCCCAGCUGUCUGAUCGACUGCACACAGCUUUAGGAGUUUGACAUCUGAUCCGUCCUCGGGUCCGGUGGGUAGGGAGGAGAAGGGAAUGACGAAAGAGAAGUUAAAAGUAAAGAAUGAGUUGGAAAGCUGCUUAACCGAGGAGACGGAAAUGAACAGGGAGCUGGAUUUGGCCGGAGUUCAGAUUCCAGAGGAGGACACCGUGAUUGAGAGGGAGGGAGACCCUGCGCGCUCCCAUCCAGAUGUUCGCAGUAGCUGAGGUGGACUGUAUUUGGCCUCAACUGAGUUCAAGUCCUGCGGCGAUACUCGUAGCACACGGUCUCGAGAAACGACACGACGGCUUCAAGCAGUAGCCUAUCCAUCACAUUUAUAGCGGCUGGAUUUAGUGUCUGAAGUAUUUAACAAGCAGGCACCCAAAAAUCCCGAUGGAGUGCCGAGCUUUGAAGUUGCGCAAAUGGUCUGGCGAUAGCCGGCAGCAUACAGGGGUGUGCAGCCUGUGGACAUCAGUGAUGCUGUUACUGGCGAUACUGGAUUGGUCUGUGGCUUUUCCGUCCUGGAGAAGGGAAGCGGAGUCAGGACUGACCUCUCUCAGACCCUACGUUGAGCUUCCUGACUCCGUGAACAUUUGGUCCAAAGUGACACAGACCCGAUCCAAGCGCUAUGCCAUCAACCCCUUGGGCCACAAGUGGGAACACGCUAACAUCACCUACAAUCUGUACGUCCGUUUGUCUCUUAGAAUCACCAAGUUCCCCAACACUCUGAACAAAGAUGACACUCGUAAAGCCAUCAGCAUUGCCUUCACCAUGUGGAGUGAUGUCUCGCCCCUCUCCUUCACUGAAGUCACCCAUCCUAACCAAAGUGCUGACAUCAUCAUUGGCUUCUACACCUUCAACCACACAGACUGCUGGUGGUCCCCACUGCACCCCUGCUUUGACGGAUUAAACGGAGAGCUGGCUCACGCUUUCCUCCCCCCCCGCGGGGAGAUCCACUUUGACAACCACGAGUUCUGGAUACUGGGGAAAUCACGCUUCAGCUGGAAACAGGGUGUGUGGCUGAAUGACCUGGUUCAGGUCGCUGCCCAUGAGAUUGGCCACGCCUUGGGUCUGUGGCACUCCCGAAAUCCCCAGGCAUUGAUGCACCCCAACGCCACAUACACGGGACAGCGCAGCAUUUCUCAGGAUGACAUCUGGGGUAUCCAGCGCCUCUAUGGCUGCGAGGACAAGAGGCGGGUGUGUGAUCCGUGGGCUCGGCUGGGCUUUUGUGAGAGGAGGAGGAGCUUCAUGAAGAAACACUGCCCUCGUCGCUGUGACCUCUGCCUUGAGCCUCUGGAGGAUGAUACCACGCCGACAUCGCCCCCGCCAAACAUCAAGACGAAGCUGGUCCCCCGGGGGAAGGUAGUGGGCUUCCGCUGCGGGGCGAAAAAUCCCAGAGGGCCCCCAAAAGUCAGCUGGUACAAGGAUGGAGAGCUCCUCUCCACAUCCAUCCCAGGCUACAUCAUCAUCAAGGACCGGGACCUGCGCAUCGUGGCCAACGAGUUCAACGAAGGCACCUACACCUGCAGGGUCCGUCGCCGUGGCAACGUGGUCUCCGCCAACUCCUGGGCCAUCCGCUUGAAACCAGAGCACUCCUCCAACAGCUAAGAGUGAGGGAUGUGAGAGAAGAAGAGGCAGCAAAAGAGGGGCAGAAGACAGAAUGGGUAGAGGGGGGGAUGGAGAGAGUUUGACUGGGAGAGCAGAAGAGGAGUGAGUGAGACAGCGACGGGUAUAAAUAACGGAUGAAAGAAAAUAAGAUUCUUGUUCACCUGGUCCAUACAACAGAUCUUCCUGCCUUACAGAGUCUUGUUUCUUCUGCACAUCUCACAGCGGGAUAAUUUCCACAAGCUCUUCCAGUUAUUCUCCGACCUCAACUGAUGGCCUACAACCAAGAACUGACUGAGGUAGAGACUCAGCAUUAACACUGAAAGACUGUUUAGCCACACUUCACUUUAAGUUGCCAGUUUACCUUUAGACUGAUACAGCUGCUAAGUAUUAUAACACUCAGUCACAGUGACUAAGUGAAAUACAAUUUCCAUUCAAGCAUCCGCAGUUAACUAUAGUUACAUUACUUUUAAAAUGGCAACACAGUACUGUGUGCGGGCUUUGGGCCAUGCUUAUUCACAUAUAAUUCCAUAAAACCCAGACUUGCUGAUUAAGCAAAUGCUACAUAUAGUGCUAGCACUGUAGUUUUUAGAGGUAAAUUGGUGAUUUACAACAAAGUAUUGUGUGGUAGAAAAGUGAAAAGGUGCUAUAAGCAGUCUAAGUAAUUUUAUUACAUGUAACAGUUAUCACUAAUUGAAAUUCAUCAACAACCCUUACUUUACACAGAACUGUCAAAUAAAACAAUGCAAAUAAAUGCUGGGUUU
Anguilla anguilla (European eel) is the source of this 2524-nucleotide messenger RNA. RefSeq names its product matrix metallopeptidase 23bb (gene mmp23bb). The transcript is spliced from 8 exons. Gene Ontology annotation, molecular function: zinc ion binding; metalloendopeptidase activity. Bases 549 to 1763 code for a protein of 404 amino acids. Lineage: Eukaryota; Metazoa; Chordata; Actinopteri; Anguilliformes; Anguillidae. The record is from RefSeq and is a predicted model, not a curated record. Gene Ontology annotation, cellular component: extracellular matrix. Gene Ontology annotation, biological process: collagen catabolic process; proteolysis; extracellular matrix organization.